AUAAGAUACAUCUCUGAAAGUGUGAUUAAAAGUUAUCAUUUACUCCGUAACAGUGAAUUUAUAAUUAACAUUGUAAAAUAAAAUGUAUUUAAAAUUAUUUCCUUUAUUAUAUUAAACAAUUAAUUCUAUUUAAUUUAAUUAUUUUUGAAAUUAAUAUUUUUGUAUAGUUCAUUUAGUAAGCAGAGACAACCGAUGUAUCGACAAAAGGACGUGUCGAUCCUUUCGCGAAUUUUUAUCUUUGUGGAUCGUUUUGUUGAUGCUAAAAACGUCAACUAUACAUUUUAUCAAUAUAUUUCAUUUUUAUAUUCCAUUGCAAUAUGAAUAGCGUCAUGAAGAUCGACGAACGUGAACGUCAAGGAGCUUCUACGAGUUUGAAAAAAGAAGAUACAUCUUUAACAGUGUUAAUAACAGAACCAUGUCCUGAAAUAAAACCUUUAAUGGACUCUAAAAGUUCACAAAUUCGUAUUGUUCGUGGUAAUAAAAGAUUUAAAGUAGAUAAUACCGAUUGUACUAAUUGUAGUGAAAAAAAAGAUUUCAAGGAAGAUGACAAUGCGGAAGCAAAAGUUAGGUCUUUAAAGCGGUCUUGUGAAUUGUGGUCGAUGGAAGAUAAGAAUACUUUUUUUAAAGCUCUUAAUGAAUAUGGUAAAGAUUUUGAUGCUCUACAAAACUUUUUCCAAAUUCAAGGAAAGAGAAAAGGUCUAUCAGACAUUAUGAUUAAGAACAAAGAACAAAUAAGGCAUUUUUAUUACCGGACAUGGUUAAAGAUAUCGAAGCAUCUUAAAUUUUCAGAAGAUGUAAAGAAAACCUCACAAGAAUUGUACGGUUUAAUAAAUUACGGUGAGCUAAGGAGAAAAUUGCCUCGCAUACAUGAGAAGGUACAUUUAAAAUUAAAUGAAUUGAUCUAUUGGGGAUCAACGCAAGUGAGACUUCGUGGGAAAACAAUGAGAAUAAAAACACCGAUAUGCAAAGUCUUAAGAAAACUUAACCAGUUGGAAGAUUGGCAGGAAGAAAUAAAGCUACCCUCUAGGGUGACUGUAGAAUUAAGGCCUCGCAAUAACAUGGCAUGGUGGAAGGUUCAGGCGUCUGCUAUGAAUCCAAGGGUACGUACCCUUCUCCCGAUACAAAGACGUCUUUCUAGUUUGCUUAUAUUUUUGCAACAACGAUGGCAACCCUCGAAAUACAAAACUUAUAUCAACACUUUGAACGUAAACGUGGAGGAUGCAAAAGAUGUUGACCUUUUGCAUGUUGCACCACCGGAAGGUUGUAAAAUUGUAUUGCCCAAGGUGAAUCUAGGCGAGUAUUUGACAAGUAAUAGCGUUAGUUUGAACUCGUACGAAAAACGUCUCGGAUUGAAAAGUUCGCGAACCGAGUUGUUGGGUGCAGUACAACACUUGAAGGGUGUCAGUAAAAAAGGAAUAAAGAGAUGCAGGUUGGACAAAAGAUGUUUGGAAAGGACAACGAGCGAUCAAUGUACAGCGAACGACAACAAUAGUGACAUUGAUCUUGCCGAUUCAGCUGCGAGUUUAUACGACAAAUCCGCGAUUCUAAAUAAUGAAAAGAAAUCUUCUAUAGAAGAGGCAACCGAACCAAAUAGAUUUCCGGGUAGAGAAACAAUUGACAGGAUUCGUAGAGGUUGGAAUGUUGAGGAAGCGAAUACGAUGACGAUGGGUGAUCUAUUUCUUAUGUUUGGACGCGAAUCAAAAAUAACUUUAGAAUAUUGGUGGAACUCCCAACAACCAUGGAGAGAACACAGUGCACAAACGUCGUUAGGAGUUACGCAAGAUGAUAGUCUUUGUUUGGCGUUACAAAAACUGUUGUCUUUAGCAAAACAAAAUUAUGGAAUGAAUAAAGUCUACGAUAAUGCGUCAGGAAGUAAUGAGACCGUGAUCUCGUCGCGAGUACUUUCUAGUAAAGAAUCAGCUUUUAGAAGACCACUGAUACCACAAACUUAUCACAAAAUCGGAGCACCUGAUGCUUUUAAAACACAACUCGAUAAAUUUAAAACGCGUUUCUGUAAGAGAGGCAGAACAGUCAGGCAAAAGAAUCUUAUCGUUCAAAGAGUAUUACCGAUAACACUUAAUGGCAACGUUCAAUCGGAAAAUGUGAUCUUGCCUGAUACACCAACGACCAGUCAAAGUAAUAAUAAUAGUAAUAAUGCUAGUAAUAACAAUAAUAAUAACAAUCAAUCGGUGGACGGCAGCGUUAUACAGGAUGACAAAAUAACAGAGGUAGAUGAGCAAAGAAAUAAACAUUUCUUACCGAUGGAUGGCAUCGAAUCGGAAUCUAAUCCGAAACCAACGAAUUCUAUUAUAACCAGUGCUACGCAAAUACUUAAAGAGGGUGAAUGGUUGAAUAGCGAGGUCGCCGAUUUUUCGUUAAGUAGCUUUCUAGGACAGCUAGAAUCACCGUUAAAAGCCUCUCAAAGAAGUCAACUUGGAGGACAUACCGUCGAGGACGUUCGACCCUCUUCAGACGUUGUAUCGCACAUGCAAUGUUUGAUGGCCGAAAACAGCGUGGAUUACAUGGCAAAGUUUGCAAAUCUUGCAUCACAAAUUGCGGAUGAUGAACAUAAGGCGCAAAUAUUGUAACGGAAAUUUUUAAAAAUGGUACCUGACUUGACAACUUAGUCUUAUAACUAAUUGCUUCAAUCAUCGAUAUUCUUACACAUUUUUAUAUAUAUAUAUAUUUAUAUAAGUAUAAUAAUAAUUAUAAUU
Messenger RNA from Polistes canadensis, 2714 nucleotides. RefSeq lists its product as uncharacterized. The transcript has 10 exons. Gene Ontology annotation, cellular component: nucleus. Gene Ontology annotation, biological process: pattern specification process. Lineage: Eukaryota; Metazoa; Arthropoda; Insecta; Hymenoptera; Vespidae. Gene Ontology annotation, molecular function: chromatin binding. The record is from RefSeq and is a predicted model, not a curated record. The coding region runs from base 318 to 2588 and encodes 756 amino acids.